CUGUCUUUCUUACUCUUUUCUUUCCUUUCCCCUCUCCCUCUCCUUCUUCUUACACUUCCAUCACACUCGGAGCCAGACGCUGGGACAUCAAAGAGACUCUCUUCGAUUGCCCCAUUCCUUGCCCGCGUCCGUGACUCCGGUCCCAUCUGUGACGACAUAGACCUUCUUAUCUACCACCCCCGCGCCCCGACUUGCUCCGCGGCGACCCCCCCUCCCAACAGCAACCACCACUCCCCCUAGUUUUGCCAUUCCAUUCUCUGUCGGCCAUCGGCGGAAGAAUGGGUCUGAACUUGGAGGAAAUCUAUGGCCAAUCUAUAGUGGAAGAGCAGAAACCGAAUGAGUAUUCGGAGUACCAGCCAAAGAAGGGAUAUGGCUGGGCCAACACUCUGCCCGAGAGGCAGGGUCUCUAUGACCCCGAGUACGAGAAGGAUGCUUGUGGUGUAGGCUUCGCUGCCCAUAUCAAGGGAAAGCCUAGCCACAAAAUUGUCAGUGAUGCUCGCAACUUGCUCUGUAACAUGACGCACCGUGGUGCCGUUGGCUCAGAUGCACGCGACGGCGAUGGUGCUGGAUUGAUGACCAGUAUCCCCCACAAGUUUUUCAUCAAGAACUUUGCCCGUGAGGUUGGAGUUGACCUCCCUCCUCUUGGCCAGUAUGCGGUCGGCAACCUGUUCUUCAAGCCUGACGAAGUAUCCCUGAAAGAGUCUAUUGCCUCCUUUGAGGAAAUUGCUACAUCUUUGGGGCUACGGGUGCUGGGUUGGCGUGAUGUUCCUCGCGAUUCGACCAUUCUGGGUCCUGCUGCUCUGUCGCGAGAGCCGAUUAUUAUGCAGCCUUUUGUGGUGUUGAAGUCGGCCUAUGGUGAAGGAAACAAGCCAGAAAUUACCGACCCAGAGUCGUUCGACGAGAAGACCUUCGAGCGUCAACUGUAUGUUCUGCGAAAGCGGGCUACCCACGUCAUUGGCCUUGCCAACUGGUUCUACCUUUGCUCCCUGAGCAACCGGAACAUUGUUUACAAGGGUCAACUGGCCCCUGUUCAGGUAUACCAGUACUACCACGACUUGGUCAAUGUUGACUACGAAGGUCACUUUGCUCUUGUUCACUCUCGUUUCUCCACCAACACAUUCCCCUCUUGGGACCGUGCGCAGCCUCUGCGCUGGGCCGCCCACAACGGUGAAAUCAACACCCUUCGCGGCAACAAAAACUGGAUGCGGGCUAGAGAAGGUGUGUUGAAGUCGGACAUCUUCGGAGACGAGCUCGACUCACUGUACCCCAUUGUUGAGGAUGGUGGUUCCGACUCUGCUGCUUUUGAUAACGUCCUUGAACUGUUGAUGAUCAAUGGUGUGCUCUCUCUGCCCGAGGCGGUCAUGCUUAUGAUCCCCGAAGCAUGGCAAGACAACCCAGCCAUGGAUCCGUCCAAGGCGGCUUUCUACGAAUGGGCAGCUUGUCAGAUGGAGCCAUGGGAUGGUCCGGCUCUCUUCACCUUUUCCGACGGUCGUUACUGUGGUGCUAACCUCGACCGUAACGGAUUGCGUCCUUGUCGUUUCUAUGUGACGGAUGAUGACCGCAUUAUCUGUGCGUCUGAGGUCGGUGCAGUGGACAUCGAUCCUGAGCGCGUGGUUCAGAAAGGUCGCCUGCAGCCUGGAAAGAUGCUCCUGGUUGACACCGUGGCCGGCCGAAUCAUCGAUGACUCUGAGCUCAAGUACACUGUUUCUCACAGACAUGACUUCGCUUCAUGGCUGGACAAGGAGCUUCUGAAGCUGCCUGCCAUCAAGGAGAGGCUGGAUGCGCAGAAUGUGGAUCUUAGCUACACCUUGGACGAGUCAACCAUCCAAAACGAUCCUCGGUUGAAGUCUUUCGGCUAUUCCUUCGAGCAAGUUAGUCUGCUCCUGGGUCCGAUGGCUGCUGACUCCAAGGAGGCCCUUGGCUCCAUGGGUAACGACGCCCCGUUGGCUUGCAUUGCUAAGCAGCCUCGCCUGCUCUACGAAUACUUCCGCCAACUUUUUGCCCAAGUCACCAACCCUCCCAUUGAUCCCAUUCGAGAGGCGGUUGUCAUGUCUUUGGAAUGCUAUGUUGGCCCGCAAGGCAACCUCUUGGAGAUGGAGCAGUCCCAAUGCCACCGUCUGUUGCUUCCCUCUCCCAUCCUGAGCAUUCCCGAGUUUAAUGCGCUGAAGAACAUCAACCAAGCCCACAAGGAUUGGACUGUGAAGACCAUUGAUAUCACUUUCGAGAAGAGCAAGGGUGUGCCAGGAUACCUUGAGGCCCUCGAUGCCAUCUGCGAUGCUACGACUGAGGCCAUCCAGAAUGGUGAUAAGAUGCUGGUGCUCUCGGACCGCGCCACAAGUGCGGACAGGGUUCCUGUAUCUGCCCUCUUGGCGACUGGUCUUGUCCAUCACCAUCUGGUCCGCAACAAAUGGAGAUCCCUUGCUGCGGUGGUUGUGGAAACUGCCGAGGCUCGUGAAGUGCAUCACAUGUGUGUCCUUGUUGGUUAUGGAGCUGAUGCCAUUAAUCCUUACCUCGCGAUGGAGUGUAUCCUGAAGAUGAACCGGGAGAAGCUGAUCCGUAAGCAGCUCCCUGAUGAGAAGGUCAUCGAGAACUACAAGGCCUCCUGUGAUGGUGGUAUCCUAAAGGUUAUGAGCAAAAUGGGUAUCUCUACCCUUCAGUCGUACAAGGGUGCUCAAAUCUUCGAGGCCCUUGGUAUUGAUGACAGUGUCAUUGACCGCUGCUUUUCGGGUACCGCAAGCCGCAUUCGUGGCCUGACGUUCGAACUCAUUGCCCAGGAUGCUUUUGCUUUCCACGAACGUGGAUACCCUUCUCGUGAGAUCAUCGACAUCCCUGGUCUCCCCGAAUCCGGCGAGUACCACUGGCGUGAUGGAGGUGAAGAGCAUAUCAACGACCCUGUCAGCAUUGCAAACAUGCAGGAUGCUGUACGCACAAAGAAUGACAAGUCGUACGAAGCAUACGCCAAGGCCGAGCAUGAGCAGAUCAAGAACUGUACCCUUCGUGGUAUGCUCGACUUCGACUUCGAGCAGCGGACACCCAUUCCUAUUGACCAGGUUGAGCCAUGGACUGAAAUUGUUCGUCGGUUUGUUACUGGUGCUAUGUCUUACGGAUCUAUCUCCAUGGAGUCUCACUCUACUCUCGCCAUUGCUAUGAAUCGCCUUGGUGGAAAAUCAAACACGGGUGAAGGUGGUGAGGAUGCUGAGCGGAGCAAGAGAUUUGAGAAUGGCGACACGAUGCGAUCUGCGAUCAAGCAGAUUGCUUCCGGCCGAUUUGGUGUGACUUCGCACUACUUGGCCGAUGCUGAUGAACUGCAGAUCAAAAUGGCCCAGGGAGCUAAGCCCGGAGAGGGUGGUGAGCUUCCUGGCCACAAGGUCGUUGGACCCAUCGCUCACACUCGUUACUCUACUCCUGGUGUCGGUCUGAUCUCGCCUCCUCCUCACCACGAUAUUUACUCGAUUGAGGAUCUGAAGCAGCUCAUCUACGAUCUCAAGUGUUCCAACCCUCGUGCCCGUGUUUCUGUCAAGCUUGUGUCGGAGGUUGGUGUUGGUAUCGUCGCAUCCGGUGUGGCCAAGGCGAAGGCCGAUCACAUCUUGAUCUCCGGUCACGAUGGUGGUACUGGUGCCUCCCGUUGGACCGGUAUCAAGUACGCUGGUCUCCCUUGGGAACUGGGUCUCGCAGAGACUCACCAGACUCUUGUACUGAACGAUCUGCGUGGACGUGUUGUUGUUCAGACUGAUGGUCAGCUCCGUACCGGCCGCGAUCUUGCUGUUGCCUGUCUGCUCGGAGCAGAGGAGUUUGGGUUUGCCACGACUCCCUUGAUCGCUAUGGGCUGUAUCAUGAUGCGCAAGUGUCACUUGAAUACCUGCCCUGUUGGUAUCGCAACCCAGGACCCGGCGCUUCGGGCCAAAUUCCAGGGAACGCCCGAGCAUGUGAUCAACUUCUUCUACUAUCUCGCCAAUGAGAUGCGUGCCAUCAUGGCCAAGCUGGGCAUCCGCACCGUGAACGAGAUGAUUGGACGCGCUGAGCUGCUCAAGGUCAGGGAGGACACCCUGACUGCCAAGCAGGAAAAGAUUGAUCUCUCACUCAUUCUUACUCCCGCUCACUCUCUGCGCCCUGGCGUUGCUACAUACAACGUCCGCAAACAGGACCAUCGCCUGCACACUCGUCUCGACAACAAGCUGAUCGCCGAAUCCGAGCUGGCGUUGGAGAAGGGUCUGCCUUGCCGGAUUGAGUGUGAUAUUGUUAACACCGAUCGUGCUAUGGGUGCCACCCUGUCUUACCAGGUCAGUCGCCGUUAUGGUGGUGAGGGUCUUCCCCAAGACACCAUCCACGCCAACAUCAAGGGAUCUGCUGGGCAGUCAUUCGGCGCCUACCUUGCCCCGGGUAUUACUCUUGAGCUCGAGGGUGAUGCCAACGACUAUAUCGGUAAGGGUCUUUCUGGAGGUCGUCUCAUCAUCUACCCUCCCCGUGGCGCUGCAUUCAAGGCCGAGGAGAACGUGAUUGUCGGCAACACCUGUCUUUACGGUGCCACUCGCGGUACUUGCUUCUUCCGCGGUAUGGCUGCUGAGCGGUUCGCUGUUCGUAACUCCGGUGCUACUGCUGUCGUGGAGGGCGUUGGUGACCACGGUUGUGAAUACAUGACCGGUGGCCGCGUUCUUGUUCUUGGUUCGACCGGCCGUAAUUUUGCCGCUGGUAUGUCUGGUGGUAUCGCCUAUAUCUUGGACAAGAACCAGGACUUUCACUCCAAGGUCAACAUGGAGAUGGUUGAGGUCUCUGGCCUGGAAGACCCCGCUGAGAUUGCCUUUGUCCGUGGCUUGAUCGAGGACCACCACCACUACACCGGAUCGGAGCUGGCUGCUCGUAUCUUGCUGGACUUCACUCGUGCCCUUCCUCACUUUGUCAAGGUGUUGCCCACGGAUUACAAGCGCAUCCUGGCGGAGGAAGCCGCCAAGGCUGAAGCCGCCAAGAAGGCCGAAUUCUCUCUUCCCCAGCUCCCCAGCACCCCAGUUCCCUCGGAGAAGGCCAAGGCCCAUGCUGAUGGGGACAAGAAGGCUGAGAUGCUUGAUAUCGAGGACAGCAUCAGUGACUCGAAAACCGAAAAGAAGCGUUCGGCCCUCAUUCUGGACAAGACCCGGGGUUUCAUGAAAUACAGCCGGCGCAGUGAGAAAUACCGUAACCCGGCCACUCGCACUCGUGACUGGGCUGAGCUUUCCAACCGCCUCAGUGAGGACGAACUCAAGUACCAGUCCGCUCGCUGCAUGGACUGCGGUGUUCCUUUCUGCCAAUCCGAUACCGGUUGCCCGAUCUCCAACAUCAUUCCCAAGUGGAACGAGUUGGUGUUCCAAAACCAGUGGCAGGAUGCCCUCAACCGUCUUCUCAUGACCAACAACUUCCCCGAGUUUACUGGCCGUGUCUGCCCUGCCCCCUGUGAAGGUGCCUGUGUCCUUGGCAUCAACGAGGACCCCGUUGGUAUCAAGUCUAUCGAAUGUGCCAUCAUUGACCGCGGCUUUGAGAUGGGUUGGAUGGUUCCUCGCCCCCCCAAGACUCGCACCGGUAAGACCAUUGCCAUUAUCGGGUCUGGCCCUGCUGGUCUCGCCGCUGCCGAUCAGCUCAACCGUGCCGGACACACCGUUACCGUCUACGAGCGUGCCGACCGUAUGGGUGGCCUUCUCAUGUAUGGUAUCCCCAACAUGAAGCUUGACAAGAAGGUCGUGCAGCGUCGUAUUGACCUGAUGGCUGCCGAGGGCAUCCAAUUCGUACCUAGCACACCUGUUGGACCCGACGAGGAAGUCUCCAUGGAGUCUCUUCGCAAGACCAACGAUGCUGUUAUCAUUGCAACUGGUGCAACUGUUGCCCGUGAUCUCAAGGUAACUGGGCGUGAGCUCGAAGGCGUUCACUUCGCUAUGCAAUUCUUGCACCGCAACACCAAGUCGCUCCUGGACUCCAACCUUGCCGAUGGCGCGUACAUCUCCGCCAAGGGCAAGCACGUUGUCGUCAUCGGUGGUGGUGAUACUGGUAAUGACUGCAUCGGUACCUCUGUUCGCCACGGUGCCAAAUCCGUCACCAACUUCGAGUUGCUGCCUCAGCCUCCACCGGAGCGUGCCCGUGACAACCCGUGGCCCCAGUGGCCCCGCAUCUACCGCGUCGACUACGGUCACUCCGAGGUCAAGACCCACAUGGGCAAGGACCCUCGCGAGUACUGUGUCAUGUCUAAGGAAUUCGUUGACGACGGAAGUGGCCGCGUCAAGGGUAUUAACACUGUCCGUGUCGAGUGGACCAAGAGCGCUUCCGGCGGCUGGGACAUGAAGACCGUGGAGGGUAGCGAGCAGUUCUUCCCCGCGGACCUUGUCCUUCUCUCCAUGGGAUUCCUCGGCCCCGAGGACCGUCUUCUGGGAGAGGAAAUCGAGCGUGACGCUCGUAAGAACGUCAAGACCCCUCCGGGCCAGUACUCCACCAACGUCUCGGGCGUCUUCGCUGCGGGUGAUUGCCGUCGUGGCCAGUCCCUCAUUGUCUGGGGUAUCAACGAAGGCCGCCAGUGUGCUCGGGAAGUCGAUUCCUUCCUGAUGGGCACCAGCUCUCAGCUCCCCGUCACUGGUGGCAUUGUUCGCCGGUCAGCCAUUGAUGCCGUUCCCCAGACUGCCCAGCAGACCGUUUCGGCCUAGAGUCCUGCGGGGUUCAGGUCGUCCCCGCUGGACCGGUUCCAGCGCUAAUGGGUUCGCGCCCUGUCAUGAUGACAAUGAAUCUAUGAGUUCCUAUGUCGAAAAGAGAAAAAUGUUCAUCGACCGGGUAAAUGUUGGGUGUCUUUGUAUCUAACGGGGCAAUUGUCUUUGUGAUCAUGUCUGCGUUACCUCGCAGGCUUUCCCUUGUCACUCGAUGGGGGUUUGUUGACGGUUAUUCUUCCGUCAUUUCCUUUCUUCUUUCUUUCUUUCUUUUUGGUUCUCUGCUUCCCGAGGGUGACUUUGUGACGUGCUGCAGCGUUCUGUUCCUCUACCAAAAGAUGUGCAAGGUGUCGGAGCGUUUGCCAUUUCAGCCAAUUUCAUUUUCAUGUACAUAUUCUAUUCUGGUGGAUAUCGAUAUCAAAUCGAAUCAUUCUUUCAAUAAAGUA
Messenger RNA from Aspergillus heteromorphus CBS 117.55, 7102 nucleotides. RefSeq names its product glutamate synthase (NADH). The transcript is spliced from 4 exons. Gene Ontology annotation, molecular function: iron ion binding; FMN binding; iron-sulfur cluster binding. The record is from RefSeq and is a predicted model, not a curated record. NCBI's taxonomy places the organism in Eukaryota, Fungi, Ascomycota, Eurotiomycetes, Eurotiales, Aspergillaceae. The coding region runs from base 279 to 6659 and encodes 2126 amino acids.